Molecule: messenger RNA, 2055 nt
Organism: Acomys russatus (golden spiny mouse)
Lineage: Eukaryota; Metazoa; Chordata; Mammalia; Rodentia; Muridae
Gene: Zfand3
Product: zinc finger AN1-type containing 3
Exons: 6
Coding region: 85-768 (227 amino acids)
Molecular function (GO): DNA binding; zinc ion binding
Source: RefSeq, a predicted model, not a curated record
CGCCGCCUCGGCUUCCUUCGAGCGGGGCCCAGGCCCAGCCGCCGCCACCGCCGUCGCCUCCGAGCUCCGCCGCCGCCGAGCACCAUGGGAGACGCCGGGAGCGAGCGUAGCAAAGCGCCCAGCCUGCCGCCUCGCUGUCCCUGCGGCUUCUGGGGGUCCAGCAAGACUAUGAAUCUCUGUUCCAAAUGCUUUGCUGAUUUUCAAAAGAAACAACCAGAUGAUGAUUCCGCUCCAAGUACAAGUAACAGCCAAUCAGAUUUGUUUUCUGAAGAGACCACCAGUGACAACAACAAUACCUCCAUAACCACGCCAGCUCUUAGUCCCAGCCAGCAGUCGCUUCCGACAGACCUGAAUGUAACUUCACCGAGUACAGAGGAAUGUGGGCCAUGCACAGACACAGCUCAUGUCUCGCUAAUCACACCAACCAAAAGAUCCUGUGGUGCAGAUUCACAGUCUGAGAACGAGGCUUCACCUGUGAAACGGCCACGGCUACUAGAGGACACCGAGCGGCCAGAGGAGAGCAGCCGGUCGAAGCAGAAGAGUCGGCGUCGGUGCUUCCAGUGCCAGACUAAGCUGGAGCUGGUGCAGCAGGAACUGGGAUCCUGUCGCUGUGGCUACGUGUUCUGUAUGUUACAUCGCCUCCCUGAGCAACACGACUGUACAUUCGACCACAUGGGCCGCGGCCGCGAGGAAGCCAUCAUGAAAAUGGUGAAACUGGACCGGAAAGUGGGGCGCUCCUGCCAGCGCAUUGGGGAGGGGUGCUCCUGAAGGCCAGGCACGGCCACCACACGACGCUGUUCUUAGUUCACUAAUGUUAGCCUUAUUUAGGACAAAGUCAGCCAGACACCUUGUACUGGGCACGCGUCAGACUACAGCCGGCCGUUUCCUUUCUUUAGCCAGCCAUCCUGGUACUGUAGUUUAGGGGUUGAUGGUGGAUGAAAUUGAUUUCUGGCUGGUUACUAAGGUGCCUGCUAGCCAUUGUAUAAAAUUAAAACAUGAAGAAUAUUUUUUUUGAGCAUGGCUAGUGGAUUUAAAACAACACAUACCUGUCACUGCUGGAGUCAAACUUAUAAAAAGCCUUAAGCGGAAAGUGUCCAGACCAGAAUGAGUCUGUAGAGGCGGCACAGGCCUCAGCCCGUGCGGGCGGCUUUGACAGAGACUCUCACAUGUUCGGCCUGUCACCUCUUCACUUUUGCUUGGUCCCAGCAGGACCUGAUGGCCACGCGUGCCUUGGCCAUGGGAAGCUGCUGAGACUGGCCAUGUGGCUGGGCUAGCCGGUGGCCUCACUCUCCCUUAGUGCUGGAAGUCGGGGGGGGGGGGACAGAUUGUAACGAGGAAGCAUUAUACCUGUUACGGGGAAACUCAUCACACAAGGAGAGAGACAACUUCACUCUGAAAAUUAGAUCCACUCAAGAUUAGUCCACGCAUGAGCCCCACCUUUUCUGCACAGGAUCCGUGGUUGUGACCCACUGGCUCUGGCUGCAGCCUGCGAAGGGCAGCCCUGCGGCUGAGGCCUGCACCCAGGCCUUGACACCCAGAUUUCUGUAUUUGGAGUUUAAAAAAGAUGUUUUAUGGCCAGAAGAAUCAGUGGGUGUGCUGGGGAAGCUUCUGCCUCCGCCCUUCCUGGCAGGAGCCUCCAUUUGCUUCUAUGCAGCCAUAGUCUGAGGACAACCAGGCCACCCACCUCAGGGUAGGCUCAGGGAGGGAAUGGUGAGUGGUGGGAGGCAGCGCUCAGCCUGGGCCUGGGUGGAGGAGGUAUGUGGGGCUGGUGAGACACCGUUAGGAGUCAGGUGGGCAGGCGAAGUGGACUCUAGGAUUCCCUUGAAAGCCUGGAUCAGGUAUAAGUGCCACGCACGUGCCAUCUGUCUCGGCCUAUGGCUUGGCAUGGGGCUGUCCACGCCUGGCUGCGGAUGAAUGGUUUAGCCCAACAACUUUCCUUUGUGCAGUUAAGCAAGGUCUGCUCUCCAGAUGAGCAGUGGAUCUGCAAGUACAGUGUCUUGAUCCAAAACACUGACUAAGAAUCAUGUUCUUCCCUCCCUGCACCCACCCUGCCAG